Messenger RNA from Camelus dromedarius (Arabian camel), 4703 nucleotides. RefSeq names its product MAU2 sister chromatid cohesion factor (gene MAU2). Bases 20 to 1861 code for a protein of 613 amino acids. The transcript has 19 exons. Gene Ontology annotation, molecular function: double-stranded DNA binding; protein binding. Gene Ontology annotation, biological process: mitotic sister chromatid cohesion; maintenance of mitotic sister chromatid cohesion. The record is from RefSeq and is a predicted model, not a curated record. Lineage: Eukaryota; Metazoa; Chordata; Mammalia; Artiodactyla; Camelidae. Gene Ontology annotation, cellular component: chromatin; SMC loading complex.
UGUUGUUGUGGAGGCCAAAAUGGCGGCUCAGGCGGCGGUGGCUGCCCAAGCGGCGGCGGCCCAGGCAGCGCAGGCCGAGGCGGCCGAGUCGUGGUACUUGGCGCUUCUGGGCUUCGCUGAGCACUUCCGCACUUCCAGUCCGCCCAAGAUCCGCCUGUGCGUGCACUGCUUGCAGGCCGUAUUCCCCUUCAAGCCACCACAGCGCAUUGAGGCCCGAACGCACCUGCAGCUCGGCUCGGUGCUCUACCACCACACCAAGAACAGCGAGCAGGCGCGCAGCCACCUGGAGAAGGCGUGGUUGAUAUCACAACAAAUCCCACAGUUUGAAGAUGUUAAAUUUGAAGCAGCAAGUCUUUUGUCUGAAUUAUACUGUCAAGAGAAUUCUGUUGAUGCAGCAAAACCACUGCUGAGGAAAGCAAUCCAGAUCUCACAGCAGACCCCAUAUUGGCACUGCCGCCUGCUCUUCCAGCUCGCUCAACUGCACACACUUGAGAAGGACCUGGUGUCGGCCUGCGACCUCCUGGGUGUGGGAGCCGAAUACGCCCGGGUGGUGGGAUCCGAGUACACACGGGCGCUAUUCCUACUCAGCAAAGGGAUGCUGCUGCUGAUGGAGCGCAAGUUACAGGAAGUUCACCCGCUGCUGACCCUAUGUGGACAGAUAGUUGAAAACUGGCAAGGGAACCCCAUCCAGAAAGAGUCUCUGCGUGUCUUCUUCCUGGUGCUUCAGGUGACCCACUACCUGGAUGCUGGGCAGGUAAAGAGUGUGAAGCCUUGCCUGAAGCAGCUGCAGCAGUGCAUCCAGACCAUCUCCACGCUGCACGAUGACGAGAUCCUGCCCAGCAACCCUGCCGACCUCUUCCACUGGCUACCCAAGGAGCACAUGUGCGUGCUUGUUUACCUGGUGACUGUGAUGCACUCCAUGCAAGCUGGCUACCUAGAGAAGGCACAGAAGUACACAGACAAGGCCCUCAUGCAGCUGGAGAAGCUUAAGAUGCUCGACUGCAGCCCCAUUCUGUCCUCCUUCCAAGUGAUCCUGCUGGAGCACAUCAUCAUGUGCAGGCUUGUCACAGGACACAAGGCCACCGCGCUGCAGGAGAUCUCCCAGGUCUGUCAGCUGUGCCAGCAAUCCCCUCGGCUCUUCUCCAACCACGCAGCGCAGCUGCAUACACUGCUGGGCCUGUACUGUGUCUCUGUCAACUGCAUGGACAACGCUGAAGCCCAGUUCACCACAGCUCUGCGGCUCACCAAUCACCAGGAGCUGUGGGCCUUCAUCGUGACCAACCUGGCGAGUGUGUAUAUACGGGAAGGAAAUAGACACCAAGAGGUACUGUACAGUUUGUUGGAGAGGAUCAAUCCAGACCACAGUUUCCCUGUCAGCUCGCACUGCCUCCGAGCAGCCGCUUUCUACGUGCGUGGGCUCUUCUCCUUCUUCCAGGGACGCUAUAAUGAGGCCAAGCGAUUUCUGCGGGAAACCCUGAAGAUGUCCAAUGCAGAGGACCUGAACCGGCUUACAGCCUGCUCCCUUGUGCUGCUGGGCCACAUCUUCUAUGUGUUGGGAAACCAUAGGGAAAGUAACAACAUGGUGGUGCCGGCCAUGCAGCUGGCCAGCAAGAUCCCAGACAUGUCGGUGCAGCUGUGGUCAUCAGCCCUGCUAAGAGACCUGAACAAGGCCUGUGGGAAUGCCAUGGAUGCCCAUGAAGCCGCCCAGAUGCACCAGAACUUCUCGCAGCAGUUGCUCCAGGACCACAUCGAGGCCUGCAGCCUCCCUGAGCACAACCUUAUCACGUGGACAGACGGCCCGCCCCCUGUGCAGUUCCAAGCUCAGAAUGGACCCAACACCAGCCUGGCCAGCCUCCUGUGAGGCCCCUGGAGGCCACUCAGCUUCUCGGGGCCUCCGUGGGACCUGGUGUGUCCCUGACUUCCACCCAGACAGCAGUUGAGCUUUCCUUGGAGGCGUGCUGGCGUGACCAUCCCCAGGCUUCUUUCCUGACUGUCUCCAGAGCUUCCAAGUCCCUGGGGAGUGCGGAGGGCUGAUUCCUGUCCUCCCAGGAAGGGCCUGCUGGCCAUUCUUGCCACGUACCAGGAUCCAAGGCCUGCAGGUAGGAUGUUGGAGUCGACUUUGCAGAACCAUCCUUCAGAGUGGACUUGAACUGCCCAUCCUGCUUUUACAUCUGAGUCAUCUUCGAGGGAGUGUUUCUGGGUGGGGACUGGGGUGCCAGCCACUGGCCAGGUCCUGAUCCUGCGUGCCGAGACAGUUGGUGCCCCCAGGGUAUCACCACAACUUCCAUCGCCUAGACCUCUAUGCUGGGCUAGAGUGUUUGCUCAUGGCAGCUUACAGUGCCUAAAGGCAAGACACCAGUUUCUGUCCCAAAAUUAGAGGGAAGAAGAAAUUGCGCAAAAAAUGCGUGUCUCACAACAGUGCUUUUCCCAGCUUGCCUUUCUCUCCAGUGUCCAUCCUUCUGAGAGCUGGGGCCUCUGGUUAAGGGCUCUGGGGGACCCAGGAACUUGGCUUCCAAACAUCUGCACCUUGACUGGAUUCACUGUCCAGCCAUGGGGGUGCACGUGCUUGUAUGGGGUGUGCAUGUGUGUGCGUGCAUGUGUGUGCGUGCGUGUGUAUGUGUGAGGUAAUUCACAGAGCUGGAGCCUGUGUUUGCACCAGCUGCCUUCCCCUGUCAGUGUCCAUAAUGUGGGGCAGGAAGCAGGGGAGAAGGAGAGGACCUUCCUUAGCCCAACUCAGGGUGCCAGAUCAAAGAGGCUUGCUUUCUGUCAGCUCUGCAGCCUCCUUUGCAGAACAUUUGCAGAUGCCUGAAGCUCCGCCAGCCUGCAGGCAGCAGCUUCCUUGGCCCCCUGCCCUGCUUUCAGGGAGAAGGAGGAGGAGACCUCCCUGCCCUGGUCUCAGGGCAGCAUUGAAACCUCUUCUUAAGCUGGACCCCAGGAGGCUCUGCCAGGCCCAGUCAGUGGUUCUUGGUUCUGUAUUCCUCUUGGAUAUUUGAGGAGGGAUCCCAGGUGAUGGUGGCAUUGGAGGCAGUCAAGGCACCCUUUAGCUUCUGGCUCCUGGGAGCAUCUCCCCGCUGAGGGAUGGUGAGUGGUUUUGCUAGUCAGGGCUGUUUGUUGGUUCAAGUCUUGUUACCCAGCACUGUGAGGGCUGCCUCUCGAAGCCUGUGUCUGUGACGGAAGGAAUGUUGGGAUCGCUCAGGUCAGCUGCUUGGGCCCUGAGGCCUGGGUGUGCCUUAGCCACAGGCAGGGCUGUCAGCAGGCCUCCCUGCCCUGGGCCACUGCCCUCACCAGGCCUGCAUCGGGGCUAUGCUACUCACUUGGGGGCCAGCAACAGGCACACAAGUGAACCACCAGUUGAAGGGACAGCUGGCUGAGUCUAGUCCUAAGGGGACUUGUCCCCUCUGUGUCAUCCUGGGUCACCCAAAAGAGCCUGGCACUGUCCCAUCUCCAUGCGGCUGCCCCCUCGAUGACACCCCUGGGCCUUUGAGGCCUGCAAAGGAGGGUGUGACACCUGACUACAAGCUGUCCCCAUCCUGUCUUCCUCCCCGCUCGAGGGUGCCCCUCAGGUCCUCUCCUCCACCCAAGGGACAGAGCCCCGGUCUCACUACAACUGCAUCUGCAGGCCCAGACCCCACACUGUCCGACCUCUUCCGACCCACAUUUCUUCGAUCACGCUUUACAUCAUGUUUGUCUCUGCGUAUUUAUUUAAGCCUUUCUUUGCUUUUAGGGCAUUUUGUACGUAGAGCUGUUGACAUUAAGAACCUCAAAACUUAACGUCUGUCCUGAUGUUGAAGUGCUUUCAGUGACCACUCUGUUAUCUAUGUAUAUGUAAAGUUAAGGAUAAGUUCUUAAGUUUACAGUUAAAAAUUCAGUACUCAAUAUUUAAUAUUCCACUCUAGAUUUAUGGCAGCCAAACCGCGUGUAUGGGCAUGUGUGCAUGUGUGAGCUUUGAACCUCCCCUUCGCUGCAGCACCUUUCAAUUACAUAAAGCUAUCAUAAAUACCUUCCUGUGAGUCCAAAUUCAGUGCCUCACAGUUUCUCAAUCGUAAGAAUUGAAGACAGGCAGCAAGCAAGCCCCCAAGGAGACAUUACACCUAAUGCUAUAUAGCUAAGUGUUAAGAAGAAAACAUAAAUAAAAGCUCCAGAUCCUUCAGCAUACAGGGUUGUGAGGGAGUAGCAGAAAGAUUCCUGUUGGCAGGUAAAUUACUGAAAGCUGGGUCAGACCCCUUGUGUGCUUCUCCCACUUCCUCUUAUCAGCAGUGGUGGCCCUCAGGGCCUCUGGGUCUGGGAACACUGAUCCAGGAGGCACCUGACACAUAGCUGCCUCCCCCCAGUUGGGUCACCACAGUCACCGAUGGGAGAGGCAAGGGUCCUUUCCCUGGGGUAAGCACUCCCCAUCCCGCUAACUGGGAACACAGGCAGGGAAAUCAGAAAGGGCUGCCUGGCACAGUAGGUAAAUACGUUGAUUGCGUUGUCUUUGUUUAUCCUUAAAAGAAUUUUAAGUAUGUUUGGCAUAAUGUCUUUUAAUGCAUUUGUUGUAAUAUCUUCUAUUUUUAGCAGCCUGUAACUUCAGCUGGUGCUUUUAAUCAGGAAAAAAAAUGUAAAUAUAAAACCUUGUUUAAAAGAUACAACCAUAGAACAUAGCUUCUCGUUUGUAGAUUUCUUUUGCUAUAUAUUCAGAGUAAAAUAACUUGCAGGAGCCAUCA